Molecule: messenger RNA, 1416 nt
Organism: Daucus carota subsp. sativus
Lineage: Eukaryota; Viridiplantae; Streptophyta; Magnoliopsida; Apiales; Apiaceae
Product: pentatricopeptide repeat-containing protein At3g26630, chloroplastic
Exons: 1
Coding region: 181-1416 (411 amino acids)
Biological process (GO): RNA modification
Cellular component (GO): intracellular membrane-bounded organelle
Molecular function (GO): RNA binding; protein binding
Source: RefSeq, a predicted model, not a curated record
AAUUGAAAGAAAUAUUUUCAUGAUAGGAAAAAGGAAAUAAACAAGAACACAGCGAACCAGGACCAGUCAAACUCACCAACGUUGUGAUGAUAAGCCAAGAAGACGAGAACACAAUCAACAAGCACCUAGAAUCUCAACGCGAUUUAAUCGGAACCCAAGUGAACAAGUGUUGUAAUAAUAAUGGUGGCAUGUCUUACAUGCUUCCCAGAAUCACUGCCAAGACAAACAAAUUUGACCAACUCUCCCACAAUCUUUACUUCUGAAGAAGCCAUUUCAUUACUACACAAAUGUCAGCACUUCAAGCACUUGAAACAGAUUCAUGGGAAGAUCAUAUGCACUGGUCUUGAGAGAGACCAGGGAGUGGUGACCAAUUUGCUUCGUGUUUGUUCGUCGUAUGGGAAGAUGGAGUAUGCACGACAUGUGUUUGACAAAAUGUCUAGCAGACCCACGACGUUUAUGUGGAAUGUGAUGAUUAAAGGGUUUUCUGCAAAUGGUGAAGGGAGUGAGGCUGUGGGGUUUUAUAAUCGAAUGGUGAGGGAAGGGGUGGAGUUGGAUAAGUUCACGUUUCCGUUUGUUGUGAAGGCGUGUGGGAGUGUGGCGAAAGGGAAGGAGGUGCAUAUGAUGGCGGUGAAAACUGGGUUUGGUGGAGAUUUGUAUUUUCAGAAUUGUUUGAUGGAUUUUUAUUUUAAGUGUGGCGAGGUUUUAUGUGGGCGGAAGGUUUUUGAUAAGAUGAGAGUGAGGAAUGUGGUGUCGUGGACGACUGUGAUUGCCGGGUAUGUGUUAUGUAAUGAGUUGGAUGUUGCUAGGGUUUUGUUUGAGGACAUGCCGGUGAGGAAUGUGGUUUCCUGGACGGCGAUUAUUGAUGGGUAUGCGAGGAAUGGGAGGCCACAAGAGGCGUUUGAUUUGUUUUGGAGAAUGCAGCUUGAGAAUGUGAAGCCCAAUGAGUUUACUUUGGUUAGUUUGUUGAUAGCAUGUACGGAGUUAGGGAGCUUGAAGUUGGGUGCUUGGGUUCAUGACUUUGCUCUGAAAUGUGGUUUUAAACUUGGGAUUUACCUCGGUACUGCUCUUAUAGACAUGUACAGUAAAUGUGGUAGUUUGGAGGAUGCUAAAAAGGUAUUUCAUGAAAUGGAAAAGAGGAGCUUAGCAACAUGGAACUCGAUGAUUACUAGUUUGGGUGUCCAUGGAUGUGGAGAGGAAGCCCUUUCCCUGUUUACAGAUAUGGAGAUGGCUAAUGUACAGCCGGAUGCAAUUACUUUUGUAGGUGUUUUAAGUGCAUGUAUACAUUUAAAUAAUGUAGAACUUGGUGUUAAAUUAUUCGAUUAUAUGAAGGAACGUUAUGGUAUACAACCCAUUCAAGAACAUUACUCUUGCAUGCUUGAGUUACAUAGCCGUGAAAGCAUGAUGGAAGAAGCUUAA